Molecule: messenger RNA, 832 nt
Organism: Daucus carota subsp. sativus
Lineage: Eukaryota; Viridiplantae; Streptophyta; Magnoliopsida; Apiales; Apiaceae
Product: cold shock protein 2
Exons: 1
Coding region: 151-726 (191 amino acids)
Molecular function (GO): zinc ion binding; nucleic acid binding
Source: RefSeq, a predicted model, not a curated record
UAUCACUCUUUUAUGGAAAACAGAUAGUUGUUCCUUGUUGCUAUACUCUUCUUUCACAUAGAAAAUGCUAAUCUGAAGCUCUGUAUCGAGUCUUACAAGCUGAAUAGCCGCAGGCAGGCUUCUUAGUACUUAUUUUUGGAGAAACACUCAAUGGCUGAGCAAGAAGGGAAGAAAUUAAGUGGUAUUGUGAAGUGGUUCAGCUGGCAAAAGGGGUUCGGGUUCAUUGCCCCGGAUGAGGGUGGUCCUGAUCUUUUUGUUCACCAGACAGAGAUCAGGACUGAAGGGUUCAGGACUCUCAGAGAAGGUAAACGAGUCGAGUUCGUGGUGAAUUUGAGUGAAGAUGGCAGGAGCAAGGCUGCUGAUGUAGUUGUUUUACCCGGAGGAGGAGGAGGAAUGAGAGGCCGCGGUGGGAGGAGGGGAUAUGGGAGAGGGUACCGCGAACGCGGUGGUGGUGGUGGCCAGAGAAAUGCAGGCAGUGGAGUAGAGUGUCAUAACUGUGGGCAACUAGGUCACUUUGCGAGGAACUGUUAUGAAGUUGGAGAGGGUGUGAGUAGUGGGAAUGCAGAGUACAGCGGUGAUGGUGGUGGGUAUCGAGGUUAUGGUGGUCGUCGUGGUGGUAGGGGUGGGAGGGGGAGAGGGAGGGUGGAGAGUGGCGGUCCUCGAGUUUGCUACAAUUGUGGCAAGGAAGGGCACUUUGCAAGAGACUGUGUUGAGGAGCCAAAGUGAGGUUUUCAGGUUGAAUUUUAUACAUUGUUGCAAGGAGAUUCUAAUUUUCGGUACUUUAAUCAAAAUGUAAUUGGUUUUUCUUUACGUUAAUCUCGUCCUUUUAAUC